Messenger RNA from Stereum hirsutum FP-91666 SS1, 624 nucleotides. RefSeq lists its product as uncharacterized. The coding region runs from base 1 to 624 and encodes 207 amino acids. Gene Ontology annotation, biological process: double-strand break repair via single-strand annealing; mitotic recombination; double-strand break repair via homologous recombination. NCBI's taxonomy places the organism in Eukaryota, Fungi, Basidiomycota, Agaricomycetes, Russulales, Stereaceae. Gene Ontology annotation, cellular component: nucleus. The record is from RefSeq and is a predicted model, not a curated record. The transcript has 2 exons.
AUGUUCUCGACACCACAUACACCCGGAAAUGGGUCCUUCUCUCAGGCAUCAACUGCUGACAUCAAGCCGGACCUCUCUCUUCUUGAUACAAGCCAAGUGUCACAUAGUACAGCUCUGGUACAGGCUAAGCUCAAUCGCCGCCUUGGACCGGAGUAUCUGUCCCAGCGUCCCGCCCCGGGUGGCGGACCAAAAUUGACCUAUGUCGAAGGCUGGAAGAUCGUGUCUCUUGCCAACGAGGUGUUUGGAUACAAUGGAUGGAGCUCUUCUGUUACGAGAAUCGAAACGGACUUCAUUGAUGUGGAUCCCGAGACCAGGAGGAUCUGUGUAGGAGUGACGGCUAUUGUCAAGGUCACGUUGAAGGAUGGAAGCUCUCACGAAGAUGUUGGAUAUGGAACAGCAGAUAAUGUGAAAAGCAAGGGAGCGGCUCUGGACAAGGCGAAGAAGGAAGCUGUAACGGACGCUACCAAGCGCGCCUUAAAGAAUUUUGGGAGCCUUCUUGGCUUGUGUCUAUACGAGAAGGCAUAUACCCAGGAGGUCGUCAAAAUCAAAGUUCCGCCGGUAAGAAUUACAUUAUUUUGCGCGCACGUUUGCUUCCCGUGUGGCCCAUCCUCUCAUCCUCGCUGA